Molecule: messenger RNA, 1713 nt
Organism: Pseudocercospora fijiensis CIRAD86
Lineage: Eukaryota; Fungi; Ascomycota; Dothideomycetes; Mycosphaerellales; Mycosphaerellaceae
Exons: 5
Molecular function (GO): copper ion binding; oxidoreductase activity
Source: RefSeq, a predicted model, not a curated record
AAUGAGUACAUACUAGAUCCCGCGUGGGAUAUACAUGAGGCUCCUCGAGUACGAUCAUAUCAUUUCGAGAUUAGAGACACCAUAUACCACCCCGAUGGCAUAUACAGGCCGAUGCUUUUGGUUAACCAGCAAUUCCCUGGGCCGCUUAUAGAGGCCAACGAAGGCGACAUCAUCGAGGUCAAAGUCGACAACCACGCCGCGAACGCGACCUCGAUACAUUGGCAUGGCAUCUACCAAAGAGGCAGUCCGUUCAUGGACGGCACAGUUGGAAUCACCCAAUGCCCGAUCGCUCCGAACUUCUCUCUGACGUACAGAUUCAAUGUGACUGGACAAAGUGGCUCAUAUUGGUGGCAUGCGCAUCAAGGUGUUCAGUCCUCAGACGGAGUCCAUGGUCCCUUGAUCAUACAUUCCCGCGACAAAAGCUUGCAGCAGAUCAAGUACCACACCGACCGCGUCCUUUUGCUUUCGGAUCACUAUUGGAACAGUUCCUCGGAACUCCUUUGGGACUAUCUAUCACCUGGCAAAGAGAACGACGAGCCUAUACCUGUUGGGGCAUUGAUCAAUGGUCGUUCGAAAUACAGAGACUGUGAAGAGAUCCGUAAACGAUACCCCGUUAUGCCGGACUAUCCAGGCAUCGACUUGGAGCCGGAGAAGUCUCACAGACUUCGUUUGAUCAACGUGGGAGCGUUUGCGGACUUCCACUUUCAAAUCGAUGAGCACGACUUGGCUAUUACUGAAGUAGAUGGCACAGAUGUGCAGCCGUACACUACCCAGAGAGUAUCUAUCAACCCAGCGCAGCGAUACAGUGUCAUCGUGAACGCAAAUUCCACAAGGUCGAAACUGUUCUGGCUCCGAGCUCGAAUGGACACUCAAUGCUUUGUCAACUCGAAAGGUGUUCAGGCCGAUGCACUUGCUGUAGUCCGCUAUCAAUCGGCCGUUGAAAGAAGCGAUGCGAAGAACAAGUGGCAAACAUACUCGGACUUGGCCAAGGAUAUCAACUCAGGGGACUGGGAUUUGCCACUGCCACAUGAUUGCAGAGACAUGAACACUACUAAUCUCUUGCCGGUCGUUAUCGAUUCCCCGCCGAAGCAUGAAGAUUCUUUCUUCUAUGUUCGCUCCAGCAUCAAGAUAGGCGACUGGCAGCUAGCAAGAGCCAUGUUCAAUGAGUCGUCGUUCCGGCCAGACUUCACUUCUCCCACGCUCGAUCGAGCUUGGGCUGGUUUGAGGUCAGACAACGACUCGUGGAUCCGACCUGAUCAGGAACUCCAUUCAGGUUUCAUCAACGAUGAAGCAUUUAAUGCCUCCCGCGAGCUAGUCGUACAGACUAGGGACUCUGCAACAAUAGACAUUCUCAUAAGCAAUUUCGACGAUGGCACACAUCCUCUACAUCUCCAUGGCUACAAAUUUUGGAUACUGGCUCAAGGCCACGGUUAUCCGCCAAGAAAGGACGAGCUGUCAGGAAUCACUCGUGAAAAUGUCCAGCCUUUGUACGAUCAGCUCGAGCUUCGCAACCCACUACGCCGAGAUACUGCUAGUGUAGAAGGCUACGGCUGGAUCUUGAUCCGCGUGCAAGCAGAUAACCCUGGUGUGUGGGCGCUUCACUGUCAUGUCUCCUGGCAUGCUGAGGCAGGCUUGGUGAUGCAGCUUCUGACGAACACCGAAGAGUUGAAGCAGUUUGAGUCUUGGUGGAAAGUGUCGAGGCUAUGUGGAGCG